AUGCCUGCCCCACCCAAACAACGCAAGAUUGCUAUUGUGGGCAGUAGAUCUUUUGUCGACGGCCACUUUGUAGAAAGUUAUUAUCCUACUAUCGAGAAUACUUUUAGCAAGGUCAUCAAGUACAAAGGGCAGGAAUUUGCCACAGAAAUCGUUGAUACAGCUGGUCAGGAUGAAUACAGUAUCUUGAAUUCAAAGCAUUUCAUUGGUAUCCAUGGCUAUGUGCUUGUCUAUUCCGUUGCUUCAAUGCAAUCCUUCGAAAUGGUGGAGGUCAUCAAGGAUAAGAUCCUGAAUCACUUGGGUACUGAAUGGGUUCCCAUCACAAUAAUUGGUAACAAGAGUGAUCUUCGACCAGAGCAGCGUCAAGUCACUGCUGAGCAAGGCAAGGCAUUAGCGGAGAAGAUCAAGUGUGCUUUCACUGAAGCAAGUGCACGCUAUAACGAGAAUGUUACCAAGGGGUUUGCACUUCUGUAUCGCAAAUCGAGAAGGACUAUUUUCAAAAUGCUCGACGUUAACGACUUCAUUACUGAGAGGGGUGGGAACCCACAAGCGAUUAAGGACUCUCAACGCCGCAGAUAUGCACCUGAAGAGGCUGUCGAUGAAGUAAUUGCUUUGUACGAGGACCACCGCAAAACCCAGUACGCAGCUACACAAGUCAACAGCAAGAUCAACGAAACUCAAAAAGCAAUCGGCGCAAAGAAGAAGGCCAAGGAAGAUGCUACUGAAUUAUUGCAGCAAAAAGCAGAUUUGGAGAAGGAGAAGAAGACCUGGCUUGACGCAGCAGCAGAGAAGGAAAUAAUUCUUAAGAAAAAGAUUAGCACGAUUGGCAACAUUGUUCACGAGUCUGUGCCUGUGAACAAUGACGAGGACCACAAUGAGUUACUACGUACAUGGGCUCCCGAAGGUGUUACCGUAGAGAAGAAGGACGUCCUUUCACAUCAUGAAGUUCUGACGAGACUGGAUGGAUAUGACCCAGAACGUGGAGUUAAGGUUACCGCACAAUUAGAGCAAUUCGAUGAGGAACUUUACAAGGUUGUUGAUGGAGAUGCCCAGAAUGAUAAAUACCUUAUUGCUACUUCCGAACAACCAAUUUCAGCCUUCCAUGCUGACGAGUGGUUGACUGCUAAGGAUGUGCCUAUUAGAUAUGCUGGUUUUUCUUCGUGCUAUAGACGAGAGGCUGGUUCUCAUGGUAGAGAUGCAUGGGGAAUUUUCAGAGUUCAUCAAUUCGAAAAGAUUGAACAAUUUGUCCUCACCGACCCAGAAAAGUCAUGGGAAGAAUUUGACCGCAUGAUCAGCUUUUCGGAAGAGUUCUACCAAUCCCUUGGUGUUCCAUACAGAGUUGUCGCAAUCGUCUCAGGUGCUCUUAACAACGCAGCUGCCAAGAAGUAUGAUCUUGAGGCGUGGUUCCCCUUCCAAGGAGAGUACAAGGAGCUUGUCUCUUGCUCAAAUUGCACAGACUACCAAUCCAGAGCUCUCGAGAUCAGAUAUGGUACCAAGACGCAAACUGAGAUCCGUAAGAAAUACGUCCACGCACUUAACUCUACUCUGUGUGCAACUGAGCGUGCGUUGUGCUGCCUCUUGGAGAACUUCCAAACUGAAGAAGGUUUCAACGUCCCAGAGCCCCUACGUAAAUAUCUUCCUGGUGCCCCCGAAUUUAUUGCUUUCUCCAAAGAACUGCCCAAAGAUACUACUUCCCAAAAAGCGAAGGGUAAGGUUGACAAAGCACCAAAACCGAAGGUCGCACCGGUCGGUGCUACACCAACUGAGGCAGCGGAGAAGUUGAAGGACAUGAAGGUCUAA
Molecule: messenger RNA, 1797 nt
Organism: Sclerotinia sclerotiorum 1980 UF-70
Lineage: Eukaryota; Fungi; Ascomycota; Leotiomycetes; Helotiales; Sclerotiniaceae
Exons: 11
Coding region: 1-1797 (598 amino acids)
Biological process (GO): seryl-tRNA aminoacylation
Cellular component (GO): cytosol
Molecular function (GO): tRNA binding; GTPase activity; ATP binding
Source: RefSeq, a predicted model, not a curated record